Molecule: messenger RNA, 2234 nt
Organism: Colias croceus (clouded yellow)
Lineage: Eukaryota; Metazoa; Arthropoda; Insecta; Lepidoptera; Pieridae
Exons: 7
Coding region: 215-1357 (380 amino acids)
Source: RefSeq, a predicted model, not a curated record
UAUUGUAGUAUCAUGUCAGUCACCGCCGCAUACAUUCGGACUAAUAGACGUGCUUUGAGUAACAUAAUAUUUAGUUUUUAAAAUAUUUACUUCGUGAAUGAACUUUGUCAAUUAAAAAUGUGAAUCAAAAUCGACAACAGAGUUUUUUAGUAUACCACUGCUAUGGAUUUACUAUUUUUAAGGUAGAAUAAAAAUGUGACGCAAGAAAAACAAGAUGACCGUUCUUCUUUAUAAUGCUUACGAACUGGAGGAAAGAGCCUCGAGGCACCUUAACGUUUGGAAAGCCUGGCAUUUAGUAUUGUAUGCACUAGCGGCGGUAUUCGGAAUACUCAACUAUGUGUUCCUACAAAAUGCGAUGGAAAUGGUCGACAAUAAUUGCGUCCUAUUUCCGCGACAACUCGCUUUUCGAAUGAUUGAUGCGACAACUUUCGUGGAAAAUAAAUCAAGUUCGCUCAAUGAUAGUAACAAAAUUGCCAAUAAUAAUGCUCAAUUAGAACCUGUCCAUUUUGACAACAUUACUGAAGAAAAUACUGAAAACGUUAAAAGGGAUAUAUCACAAUUGAAUGAAACAGAAUCAAAUAAAAACGAAUCGAUUUCGACGAGUGUUGAUAUUGGUGACAUUACACUUACAGCUGACGAGAGACAACGCCUGGUGUUGGACACAUCUCGGACACUGUUUGGACGAGACAGCGACUGUCAAUUUACUGAGUACAUUCCGGUCGUGUCUUUGAUCGUUGCAGCGACAUGGGCGACGCUAUUUACAAUGUGUCCUGGUGGAGGACACUCGCGAUCUGGACUUCAGCAGCCUUGGCGAAUAUUAGCACCUGCGUUAAUUUUCGCCAUUUUAAUGGUUGGACUGACUGGACACAAUUUUGCAAGAACGAAUAUGGGGCUACAAAAUUUCUGUGCAGCAUUUUAUAACGUAACAAAUGCAACGACUUGUUCAUCCGUGGACCAGUACCUCCUGCGGUCCGUGAACGCAACAUGGUCGUGGGGCGGUCGGGCAGCGGCCACGCGGGCAGCGAGCGCGGCCGUGUGGGCGAGCUGGGCGUGUGCGGCCGCGCUGUUCCUAGCACGCUGCCUCGCCGCGCCGGACUUCCGUGUGCGACGCACCGGCGCGUACUUGAAAGAUCCGAACAAUAAAGUAACACCGUAUUUGAAGAAAACUAAACGUGUGACGACCAGCUCACCGAAUAAAUUACGAGAUAACACAUCCAUCGAAUCAGAGCCCACUGCUACGACGGAGCUAGUCACAGCUUCCAUAGAACAAGGCCAGGACACGGCGCCGGCUUCAUUGCAAGUCACACCCGUUAAAACUGCUAUUAAGGAAUCGAUAGAAAUGACCACAUCGCCCUAAACUAUUUUCAUCAAGAUUCUUAUUAAUUUAAUAUGCUUUCUUGUGUGAUGACUGUUAAUUGUUAUAGGUAUGCCAGUGAUCUUUAGUUCUUUAUUCAUAUUUAGGUGUAUAAUAAUUUACUGCCUGCCAAUUUUUUUAGACUGCUUCAUACUUAAAAAUUAUAUCCAAGUACUUAGAGAUAAGAAAUAUGUAAUGCUUAUAUUAUAACUACCUGUGUAAUAUUUCCGAAAAUGUCUUAUUAAUCUUAUACCAUUUUAUAAAAUGUAUUACAAUUAUUGAAAUAGAAUUCUAAUAACAAAUAAAUAUUUUGUAAUAUGCUCAAAAUUAGAAAAAUAGAAUGCGUGUGUAAGAUUUAAAAAUCGCUCAAAAUAUGUUUGAUGCUCUUUGCCCAAAAAAUAUUAAAAAUAUAUAGACAUUAUAAAGGCUCAUAAAAUAUGUAAUUCAUAAUAUAAUGGAGAUAAUUUGUCUUUAUAGGUUGCUUACUAAAUUGAAUUGAAUUUAUAACAUUAUAUAAAUCAAGUAAAUACUACAAUAGAUACUCUACAUUAUGUUAAGAUACAUUAUGUGUACCUAAUCCAUACUAAUAUUAUAAAUGUGAAAGUAACUCUGUCUGUCUGUUACUCAAUCACGCCUAAACUACUGAACCAAUUUGCAUGAAAUUUGGUAUGGAGAUAUUUUGAUACCUGAGAAAGGACAUAGGAUAGGUUUUAUCCCGGAAAUCCUACGGGAACGGGGUUUUCUUUGAAAACGCGGGCGAAGCCGCGGGCGUAAAGCUAGUAAAGUACUUAUAUAUAUUUUAUACCUUCGUCAAAUGAUUAUAUGGAGUUGUUACUUUAAUUAUGUUUUUGUCUUUUAAUAAAAGGAGAGUUAAAUUUAA